Molecule: messenger RNA, 1480 nt
Organism: Canis lupus familiaris (dog)
Lineage: Eukaryota; Metazoa; Chordata; Mammalia; Carnivora; Canidae
Gene: RAD9B
Product: RAD9 checkpoint clamp component B
Exons: 10
Coding region: 17-1312 (431 amino acids)
Biological process (GO): DNA repair; cellular response to ionizing radiation; DNA replication checkpoint signaling
Cellular component (GO): checkpoint clamp complex
Source: RefSeq, a predicted model, not a curated record
AGAAAGCCUAAGAUUCAUGGAGGCCAUUUCCCCUUUGCCCUUCAUGCGCAAGUGCUGGCGACACCCACCCAAGCUCCUAGUAGCUUCUGAGGGAAGAGAGCCUGUCUGCUUUUAUUUGUGCUUAGUAUUUACUGUCUUCAGUGUCCGUGAAAUGAAAUUGCACCAUCGGAGCGGAGAUUGGGAAUGCGGGCCUCAAACUCCGAACGAUUUAGGACUGCUAUUUGGGAAAGCAAUCCAAGCUCUAUCACGAAUCAGUGACGAGCUGUGGCUAGAUCCAUCUGAAAAAGGUCUUGCUUUAAGAUCUGUGAAUUCUUGUCGGUCAGCAUAUGGAUGUGUCCUCUUCUCUCCUGUGUUUUUUCAACAUUAUCAAUGGUCAACCUCAGUGAAAGUAAAUGAUAAUGAUUCUACAAUGUCGAAUUUAAAUUGCAAAUUGGGAAUGAAGUCAAUUCUGCCUAUCUUUAGAUGUCCAAAUUCUCUUGAAAGAACUGUAGAGAAGUGUAAAAUAUUCACCAGAUCCGAUAAGUGCAAAGUCGUCAUUCAGUUCUUCUGCAGACAUGGUAUUAGAAGAACUCACAAUGUGUGUUUUCAGGAAAGUCAGCCCUUGCAAGUUAUUUUUGAAAAGAAUAUGUGUUCUAAUACACUAGUCAUUCAGCCAAGAGUGCUUGCUGAGGCACUUGUUCUUUUUACAUCAAGUCAAGAAGAAGUUACUCUUGCUGUUACCCCACUCAGUGUUUGCCUUAAGAGUUCCAGUGAUGAACCAAUGGAUUUGACCAAUUCUGUGUACAGUGAAAUGUUUGUUGGUCCAGAUGAAUUUGACUUCUUUCAAAUUGGAGUUGAUACUGAAAUAACAUUUUGUUUCAAAGAAUUAAAGGGAAUGCUGAUAUUUUCAGAAGCUACACAUGCUCCUAUAGCCAUUCAUUUUGAUUUUCCUGGGAAACCUAUGGCUUUAAGUAUUGAUGAUAUGUUAUUGGAAGCUAACUUUAUCUUGGCUACAUUAGCUGAUGAGCCAAGUAGAGCAUCUUCUCCGCAAUCAUUGUGUCUUUCACAAAACCAAAAAAGGUCAGAUCUGAUGCACUCAACACACAACAAUUCAAAGGCUGAUAAAAAUGUAACCAGCAAGGCCCCAGGAUGUAUUUUGAGUAAAGCAGCACCCAAAAGGCUUUAUCCAAGUGAGACUCUCACAAACAUCUCUGCAUUGGAAACCUGUGGCAGCCCUACGAUGAAACGAGCGAAUGGAGACAUUAGUGAAGUGCCAGAAAGCAGUGUCAGUGACACUGACAGGUGCCAGGGUCUCCGUAUCUGCAGAAGGUAAAGGGAAAACGUUGAGAUGCGACCAUGUCUCUCAAGAAUCCUCAUCAUCGGGGAUCCCUGGGUGGCGCAGCGGUUUGGCGCCUGCCUUUGGCCCAGGGCGCGAUCCUGGGGACCCGGGAUCGAGUCCCACGUCGGGCUCCCGGUGCAUGGAGCCUGCUUCUCCCUCUGC